UUGUGCAGAAGGUAAACAGGAACGGAGACAAGACAGUUCCCUGUGGUGCUCCAAUACUACACAACAUCACUUGUGAGAAGAUAAUGUGGUUUCAGUGACAUCGACUUAUUCAUUGGUGGCUGCACCGUUAUAGUAAAUUUAAACGUACUGCUCAUCUUGAUUUUGUUAACAGCUGUAUAUUUGUGUCUGGCGUGAAGACCUCUCGCUAUUACAAUGUAACCGUAAAUGGCUAACCUCUUCUAAUGCAUUUCUCUGCUCACUUAUAACCGGGUGUUGCUCCUCGCGUGGCAGAGAUGAAAAGCCACUGUUUCAUCCAACUGUCAAUGAAAGCAUGCCACGUUAAAGGGUCUUACCGUAAAUAAAUCCUAAAAGCGAAAGCGAAACUAUUACAGCGUACGCGACACCCCAUCUGAAAACCUUUCGCUUUUGCACUCUUUGACUGAGCCUGCUUAAGAAUAGUACCGAAUGCGGCGGCGUCCCUCUCGCUAUACGAGUGUUUGUGUGGCCGCCGUCUCUGCGUAGCCAUGAGGUACGGCACAGUGCUACUCACGCUGCUCCUUUCUCUCAACCCAGCUUGGACUGACAAUACCUGUAAACAACCUGCUAGUCUAGAUAACACAAAGGAACCAGAAAAACGGAGUUUUAGUGCUGGAGAAAAGUUUCGUUACAGCUGCAGUACUGGUCAUGUACGAAAAGCUGGCACAUCUAAUCUCAUCAAAUGUGGGAAAAAUGGAUCUUGGACACAAUCCAACUUAAUAUGUAUUGUCGACAUAAGACUGCAGACAGCGACCAGCACACCUCCUACUACCAGGGCUGAAAAAGGGUCUGUGGCUAACACAACAUCAAAGGCGAAAGAAAGAGAAACAAGCACUGAAAUAACUGUGUUCACUGAACAUAGUAUGUGGAGGGCAAGUACCUUCCCUACUACACCAUCAUUGGAGGCAACUAAGCACAAAACACCUAAUCCUACUAUUGACACAGUUACAACAACAGAUUGGACAAAGAAUGAAAGGACAGCAACAGCAAAUACUCCCAAACUUACUUCACCUAUGGAGCCACAGGCUGAAACACCAUUGAAUAAGGAGUACUCACAAACAUUUAGAGCUACGGUAACAGAUCCUGUCCAAGAAGCAACCACAUUUGACGCUUCAACAGCAGAAGCUAUAACUGAGGAGAAAGAAAAGUCAAAUUCAACUCAAGCUCACAUCGAGACAUCAACUUUCAGAAAUACAGAUCAGUCCAUAACAGAGAAAGAAACACACUUAUCAAAAAUUACAUCUUCCUAUAUGUCAUCAUCAGAAUCAACAAAUACAAGUCAAGAUACAAGUUCAGGCAUUCGUAACAGAGAAGUAAACAUAGCAGUUGGAAUCAUUUUCUUCACAACUAUCCUAGCUGUUGUAGUCUUCUGUUAUUUCUGGAGAAGACGGAAAAAUCGGCGCAAUCCUGUCAGCUAUCCAAAUGAACUAGAAGUUCUGAAUAAGGACGAAUGCCCACCUACUGCACCUUUAUCAUUUAUUGAAGCAAAUGAGGGUAACUGAUGAGCCGAACAGAAAAAAAACAGUUGCUGAUUUCCAAAAUCUGUGUAAACCCAAUAACAAUCAUGAAAUUACAGCCAAAUGAAUAAGAAAGCUUGAAGGUGGGACAAAUGGAAGGGAUCUUCAAAAUUAUCCACUGAGGCAGAAGUUUAAUGUGUGUUACUUAAUGUACACCAAUGUAUUUUAGUGCACAGUCUAGUUGGGAAAAUUUUUUUUACCCGGACUGAAUUUCAUGUUAUUUACUGCCAUUUUUGGGAUAAACUUAUGUCACACAAUCUAAAUAUUCUCUGUAUUAGAAUAGUAUUGGGUGACACGGUGAUGCAGUGCUUGGCAGUUCUGCCUCACGUAUUCAGUGGCUUGAAUCCUUUGCCCAAUCCCUUUCUAUGUUAGGUUUGCAUGUUCUGCCUGUAUUCAAGUAGGUUUUUCCUUCUACUUCCCAACAAUGUCUGAUUAGCUCCUUCCUUGCAUCUAGUGCUACUGAGAAAGACUUUGACACCCACAACCUUGAGUGGUAUAAGUGGGUUUGAGAAUCGUAAUGCAAGGUUACUUUAUUAUUUUGUUAUGUUUAAGCUAUUGUUAGUAGCUUAAAUAAACUGAAGAAUGAAACUAUACAAAAAUAGUGUUUAAAUACAUAGAUAUGUAUAUACUGUAUGUAAAGUAUACUUGUGUUUGUAUAUUGAUCAUUGGCUUCUGCCACACCAAGAGCCUCUAUGCCAUAUGACAGUUACUUUGGAGACACCACAUUAAUGACAGGUUGGACUGCUCGUGUAACACAGAGGAGACUGUGUUCCUUUAAUGUGGGAAAUGACAUCCUUCACAUCUUCUGUCACUCUGUGAUGGUGAGCUCAGUUUUCUACACUAUGGUGUGCUGGGCUAGUAAUAUCACUUCAAUAGAGGCCCACCAAAUUAACAAGCUAAUUAAAAUGGCAGGCUCUAUUACAGGAUGCACUCUGGACCCCCUGGAGGUAGUAGCAAAGGAGAGAAUGAAAACAAAACUGAGUGUCAUUAUGAACAAUGUUGCAUAUCCUCUCUCUGACACUCUAACACUGAGGACUUUCAGCCAACGAAUCAUUCGUCAGAAAUGUGUCAAGAAACACUACUGGAGCUCCUUUAUACCAACAGCAAUACGUCUGCAUAAUGUCUCACUGGGACUGCUCUCUUAUCAUUAGCCAAGUCAGAGUUUUUUUCUGCUUUUUUUGUAAUUUUUGUGUGUGUUUGAGGGCGUAUGUUGCUGUUUGUUACAAUAUUUAUUUUAUUUAUUGAACUUUUGUAAAAAGCUAAUUUUGCCCCUUAUGACAAAAUAAAGUACUAAUUAUCUAA
Molecule: messenger RNA, 2855 nt
Organism: Erpetoichthys calabaricus (reedfish)
Lineage: Eukaryota; Metazoa; Chordata; Cladistia; Polypteriformes; Polypteridae
Gene: il15ra
Product: interleukin 15 receptor subunit alpha
Exons: 9
Coding region: 525-1538 (337 amino acids)
Biological process (GO): interleukin-15-mediated signaling pathway
Cellular component (GO): plasma membrane
Molecular function (GO): interleukin-15 receptor activity
Source: RefSeq, a predicted model, not a curated record